GAGAGAGGGGGCGAAUUAAUAAUACACAAAGUGGGCCAUGAAGUAUUUACAAAAAAACCAUGAUACGUCUAGCUACUUACUAUUUAUCACUGUAUAUUAUAUAUCUACUCGUGUUUUUAAAGGGCAAAGUUACGUUACACAUAAACAAUCAAAAUUUUAUACCAAAAUUCGUGUCGCUAUUUAUUGAAAGCCGACGUCGAGCUAUUUAAAAUCGAUGGAGGCGGCCGAGGUGCAGACACCGGCCAAGGACCUAACCAGGGAAGAUUACGAAGAGGAGUUAGUGCAACUGAACAGGCAAUUGGCCGGUGCCAGGGCCGAGCACCGCCGAGCAAGGGAUGCUCUGGACGCGGACGAGGCCGAGUACUUCGGUACCAAGGAACGGCGUGAGAUGGUGCUCGGUGAGAACGGCCGCCUGAUAGCAGAACGUCAGCUGUCCGUGGACGGACUGACGGCCGAGAAACAGCGGCUGGUGGCCCAGGUGAACAGCUAUUGGGCCGUCGUGAAUGCGCUGUACGAACGCAGGGAAAUCCAAUACGAGCGGAUGUUGGCGCGCCUGAAGGAGGACACGGACUUUGUCAGAACCAGGUUCGAUGCCGCCACCCAGAGGAUCGAGCAAAGGGCCGCCAUGAUGGACAAGAUCACUCGGGUGUUGGAGAAUUCGAGAAAUCUCAAGCAAAAACAACGGGAGGGUAUGUACGCUAAUACACAGAUAUUCACUUGCUCAAUGCACAAAUACACCGAGGAAUUAGAGAGAUAUAUCGGAAAAUACUUUGAAACAAUUUUACUUGGCAGAUCUGAUAUACGCAAUCAACAAUUAAGGCAAAAUAUAAAAGAAUACUAUAAUCUCGUUGAGCAAUUCGACGAAUAUAGAAGAAAAUAUGUACCACCUAGAAAAAAUCAGGAAUUGUCCAAAUUGCACGAACAACAAAUCGAAACGAUUAUACAAUUGAGAAUACAGAAGAUGAAGCAGAGGAUGAUGCAAGAAAAGUUGAAAAAAGAAAAUGACGUGCCAGAGGAGACCGUAGAUCUUCAUGAAGAACAAAGCAGUAUUAAAAUUGACGAGCAAAAAGAAAAUUCAAAGUAUGAACCGUCCACAGAGUUAGAACAUCUGAGAGACGUUAUUCAACUAAAAAGAAAAUUAAUAGAAAAUACCGCACAACAGAUCAUAACAGAAAAAAAAUCACGAGAAUGGAAGUGUAGUUAUUUAAAAGAAAUGAUUGACGAAAUUAGAACAAUCGCGGAUAAAGCAAGUCAAUACGUAACCGAUGAAGGAGAACCAUCGUCGUAUGACCAGACGAACUUUGAAUGGUUAUUGAACAAGGGCGCAGUCAGACAUUUUUCUACUUGCAAGACAAAUUACAUACAGACAUACGAUUAUGACGUAGAAUUAAACAUAAAUGGUACAGAGUGUAACGAAAAUAGCUGACGGAUAUAAUUAAAUAGCUAUGUUAUAAGUUAUAACUUUUAUUUUAAUCA
Aphis gossypii (cotton aphid) is the source of this 1476-nucleotide messenger RNA. RefSeq lists its product as uncharacterized. The coding region runs from base 215 to 1426 and encodes 403 amino acids. The record is from RefSeq and is a predicted model, not a curated record. The transcript has 5 exons. Lineage: Eukaryota; Metazoa; Arthropoda; Insecta; Hemiptera; Aphididae.